ACUCUUUGCGCGUAAAUUUGCUCGUGAAAAUGGACGGCGAUAUUCGCGAUGUCUUGGAAAAGUCGGUAAUUUACGACAGGGGAGUGGUUACCUUCAAAUGGCUGACAUGGAAACUCGGCGUCCAUCCCAACGUAGCCAAGGAACAUCUCCAGCGGUUCAUCAAUGAACAAGAGGUGGACGGAUCGAAUGUUGCUGGGCAUUCAAUCGUUACCGGUGUCAAGAAUAAGGUCUACCGGGUCGUCUUGACACCGAGGAAGCAGGUUGAAGAGGCGAAGAAGAGCCUUACGUCCGUGACUGGUGUCCACGUGUAUAGCGCCCAACCAGCAAACUUGGAGGAUGUGGAGGCCAAGCUGCUCGAUGCAGCCACCAAAUGUCAGCACUCCGAGGCAUCUCCGAUUCGUUGCGACGCGGCGCUCGAAACCCGAAGCUCCGCAAAACGUCCACCGGCGGCGGUGAAAGUCGGCCCAUCGUCAACGGCGGGGAAAACGUCGGUGCAGGGCUCGACCCAGUUGGUCACAGCGAAGAAGGAGGAGUCUCCCCCGACUUCCAAGCCCAUCAAGACCACCAAACCUGGUGCUGCAUCUAAAAGCUCCAAGGGAAAAGGGAAGCAGAAUGAGCUGGCGGCCAUGUUCUCAAAAGCGAGGGCAGCUCCGGCAAGUGCAAAAGCUGCGAGCACAUCAUCCGGAAAGCCAGCAUCCAGCGAGAAGGGAAAGGAACCCGGCAAAGACCCGAAGAGCUCUCCAGCCGGCAAGGCUAAGGUUGCCAGGGAACUUGAGGACGUGGCUCCCAACUCAAUCACCCCAAAGAAGGAGGGGAAGCCAGAGGUGCAGGAAUCGCCCGAGUCCCCCGUUCGCUCCAAGAGGGUAUCCAAGCGCAAAGUGAUCAGCGAUUGUGAGGAGGAAGAAGACACGCAACCAAACGGCAUCCAGCUGGGAUCCCAUUCAAAGCAGCGACCGAACGGACGGGAGCACGGGAGACUCAAAGAAGUCGUCGGGAGACCCGAAAGAGAGGAGCAAGAAGCGCAGGCGAGUCAUGAAGUCGGUCCAGCAGACGUUCAAGGACGAGGACGGCUACCUCGUGACCAAGACGGUGAAGCAGAUGGUGAGUGAAUCGGACGAAGAGGAGGAAGACCCCAUCCCGAAAACAGUGAGGGAGCAGGCCAAGCGGGCCAACCCAAGCAAGAAGCAGCAGUCCCUGCUCUCCUUCUUUGGCAAGAGGCCACCCCAAUGAAGAGCUCUUUCCCUCUU
Messenger RNA from Ixodes scapularis (black-legged tick), 1247 nucleotides. Its product is annotated as DNA polymerase delta subunit 3. The record is from RefSeq and is a predicted model, not a curated record. Gene Ontology annotation, molecular function: DNA-directed DNA polymerase activity. NCBI's taxonomy places the organism in Eukaryota, Metazoa, Arthropoda, Arachnida, Ixodida, Ixodidae. Gene Ontology annotation, biological process: DNA synthesis involved in UV-damage excision repair; DNA strand elongation involved in DNA replication; nucleotide-excision repair, DNA gap filling. Gene Ontology annotation, cellular component: nucleus; delta DNA polymerase complex.